Dunckerocampus dactyliophorus (ringed pipefish) is the source of this 1182-nucleotide messenger RNA. RefSeq names its product mitochondrial ribosome-associated GTPase 1 (gene mtg1). Lineage: Eukaryota; Metazoa; Chordata; Actinopteri; Syngnathiformes; Syngnathidae. The record is from RefSeq and is a predicted model, not a curated record. Bases 121 to 1080 code for a protein of 319 amino acids. Gene Ontology annotation, cellular component: mitochondrion. Gene Ontology annotation, molecular function: GTPase activity; GTP binding. The transcript is spliced from 11 exons.
UCGGUUUGUAAACAGUGGUACACUUGAAUGUGUUCGGUUUUCUCGCGAGUAUGAUAAUAAGUCAAGCUAACGUACAGAUGUGAGAUAAAGUUAAGACAAAGUAAUAUAUUUAUCUAGGCAAUGAAACUGUACCGGUCACUCUGCAAUGUCAUUAAGUUUCGAACCCAUUUUGACUUUGGAGGACGGGAAGUGGCUCACUGGUUCCCUGGACACAUGGCUAAAGGUUUGAAGCAGAUGAGAGCCAGUCUGAAGAACGUGGACUGCAUCAUAGAAAUACAUGAUGCUAGACUUCCCUUCUCUGGAAGAAACCAUAUGUUUCAGGAGACUCUGGAUGUCAAACCACACCUGCUGGUUCUAAACAAGAUGGACCUGGCUGACUUGUCAAAUAAACAGAGGAUCCUAAAGGAACUCAAUAAAACCGGAGUCAAGAAUGUUCUCUUUACAGACUGUCUAAAGCAGCGAGAUGACAAUGUCAAAAGGUUGGUGCCGACGGUGGUGGAGAUUAUAGCAAAGUCAAACCGCUUUAACAGAGAGGAGAAUCGAAAUUAUUGCCUGAUGGUGAUUGGAGUGCCCAAUGUGGGAAAGUCAUCACUUAUUAACUCAGUAAGAAGAACAUAUUUGAAGAAAGGCCGUGCGUCUCGAGUAGGUGGCGAGCCAGGCAUAACUCGAGCAGUCCUCACUAAAAUUCAGGUGUGUGAACGCCCCAUAAUGUACCUGCUGGACACACCGGGGGUUUUGCCUCCCAAAAUUGAGAGUGUUGAAACAGGCAUGAAGCUGGCGUUAUGUGGAACUAUACUGGACCAUUUAGUCGGUGAGGAUAUCAUUGCUGACUACUUGCUCUAUUCUCUUAACCGGCUGGAAAAGUUCAGUUACGUGGAAAAAUACAACCUCCAGGAGCCCAGCGACGACAUCCAGCACGUACUCAAACGCAUCGCGGUGAAACUGAGGAAGACUCAGCGGAUCAAAGCCCUCACUGGAGUAGGCGACAUCACCAUCACUGUUCCAAACUACACUGCAGCAGCGUACGAUUUCAUCCGAGCCUUCAGGAAAGGAGAGCUUGGCCAAGUCAUCCUGGACUGAAACAGCAUAUUUUACUGUAGAUAAGCUCCACCAGGAUGCACCUUGUACAUUCAGACAAUGUUUGUAAGUAAAACAAGUGAAUAUUUGGUUGAAGAAUUAAAA